Molecule: messenger RNA, 237 nt
Organism: Cryptococcus wingfieldii CBS 7118
Lineage: Eukaryota; Fungi; Basidiomycota; Tremellomycetes; Tremellales; Cryptococcaceae
Product: transmembrane protein
Exons: 2
Coding region: 1-237 (78 amino acids)
Biological process (GO): intracellular transport; protein secretion
Source: RefSeq, a predicted model, not a curated record
AUGCUGACCAAUAUCACACAGUCUGCCUUGUUCAACUUCCAGUCCCUCCUCCUCGUGCUUCUGCUUCUGAUCUGCACCUGCACCUAUAUUCGCGGCACCGCGCCGAACCUGGUGGACAGAAAUCGUGAAGGAUUCCUCGGGCUGUUCUUCAAGUUUGCUAGAAUAGGAGAACGGUUAUCGCCCUACGUGUCGCUGGCGUGCAUAGCCAUGGCCCUCACCAUCAUGCUGGGAUCAUGA